AUGGCCGGAGGAGAGAAACAUGGGCGGUGGCCCAUUUUCUCCCUCCUCCUCCUCGCCCUCCUUCGCCUUCCUCUUCUCCUCUCCUCCACCACCGCUAAAAAUCCCACCUUUACCCCUUCCGACAUUUACCUCCUCGACUGCGGUGCCCCUAAAAGCGUCCAACUUUCCGACGGUCGCACCUUCCGCUCCGAACCCCAAUCAUCCUCUUUCCUGUCGACCGACGAAGACAUCCGCCUCUCCUCCACCUCUCCUUUACCUUCCCUCUCCCCUCUCUACCAAACCGCCCGCGUCUUCUCCUCAACCUCCACCUACUCCUUCUUCAUCACGAAACUCGGGAUCCAUUUUAUUCGCCUCCAUUUCUUCCCCUUCCCUUCCUCUUCCUGCAACCUCUCCUCCGCCAUCUUCACCGUCAACACCGAAGACUUCGUCCUCCUCCGCGACUUCGUCGUCCCAUCCCCUGCCUCCCCUGUUCUCAAAGAGUACCUCAUCAAUGUCGACAAUGAACGCCUUUACCUCACUUUCAAACCCAAAAAAGGCUCCUUUGCCUUCCUCAACGCCGUCGAAGUUGUGUCCGCGCCGGAAACUCUCAUCCCCACCUCCGCCGCGAGCGUCAGCCCGCAGGAGCAGUUCAGCGGGAUCAACAACUACGCGCUUGAAGUUAUCAGUCGGAUUAACGUCGGUGGGGAUAAGAUUUCAUCGGAGAAUGAUACGUUGGCGAGAGAGUGGCUGCCCGAUUCGUUUCUGAAGCCGCCGGACACGGUGCAGAAAGUGGCUGUGGCGCCCGAGAAGGUUAAGUAUCCUGAAGACGGAACAGUGACGCCGCUUAUUGCGCCGAGGAGCGUAUAUGCGACGGCGGAUAGCAUGAGGGAUGCGCAUGUGUCGGAGCCGAUGUUCAAUAUUACGUGGGAUAUUCCGGUCGACGGCGGCGCAUAUUCGUACCUCGUUCGACUCCAUUUCUGCGACAUUAUUAGCAGGACUCUUAAUUCGCUUUACUUCAACGUUUUCAUCAACAGAAUUUUGGCGAUUCCCAACCUCGAUCUUUCCUCUCUCACAGGUGGGAACCUCUCCAUGGCUUACUAUAAAGACUUCGUCGUCGCUGGAACCACUCUCAUCUCCGGCAACAUCUCCAUCCAAAUCAGCCCACCAGUGAUGAACGACCCCGGUCUCCCCAACGCCAUUCUCAACGGCAUUGAAGUCAUGAAGAUGAGCAACACCGCAGGAAGCCUCGACGGUCUGUAUUCCGUCGACGGCUCCUACCACAGCAAUGAACCCGCUACCACGGCAAAGAUAAAGGUUCUGGUAACCGUCUUUGGUUUGGCCAUUUUUCUAAUGGCAUUGGCGGCGAUUAUGUUUCUCCGGCGUCGCCGGCGGCCAGACGAUUGGGACAAAAAACAUAGCUUUUUUUCUUGGUUGUUGCCUCUUCACGGCAGCCAUUCAGGCCGGCCGGGGUUUAUUAGUAAGUGGAAUGGGAAGGGGAGCACCUCUUCUUCAAAGAAUGGAAAGGGGUUUGGGUCGCAUAAGAGCAAGAGCGGGUAUAAGAGUUAUCUUGCAUCAGGAGGGCUUGGCCUUGGGCGAUUCUUCACCUUCGGUGAGCUCCAGCAAGCCACCUCCAACUUCGACGAGAAGAACGUGAUCGGCGUCGGGGGAUUCGGCAAAGUCUACCUCGGCUUGCUCGACGACGGAACGAAGCUGGCCGUGAAGCGAGGCAAUCCUUCGUCCGACCAAGGGAUAAACGAGUUCCAUACAGAGAUCGAGAUGCUGUCAAAGCUCCGGCACCGGCACCUCGUCUCUCUGAUCGGCUGCUGCGACGAGAACAACGAGAUGAUUCUCGUGUACGAGUACAUGUCCAACGGGCCCCUUCGCGACCACCUCUACCCUUCUUCUCCUUCGUUCACACCUCUGUCAUGGAAGCAGCGCCUCGAGAUCUGUAUCGGCGCCGCCCGCGGCCUUCAUUACCUCCACACCGGCGCUGCCCAGAGCAUCAUCCACCGGGACGUGAAGAGCACCAACAUACUCCUGGACGAAAACCUCGUCGCCAAAAUGUCAGAUUUCGGUCUCUCCAAAGCCGGCCCUUCUUCCCUUGAUCAAACGCACGUCAGCACCGCCGUCAAAGGCAGCUUCGGUUACCUCGACCCAGAGUAUUUCCGGCGGCAGCAACUGACCGAUAAAUCGGAUGUCUAUUCAUUCGGGGUGGUGAUGUUAGAGGUUCUCUGCGCGAGACCGGCGAUCAAUCCGGCGUUGCCGAGAGAUCAGGUCAACUUAGCUGAAUGGGCGAUGCAGUGGCAUCGAAAGGGAAAGGUUCAGAUGAUCAUUGACCCGCAUUUGGUUGCAGGUGUCGGGCCGCCGUCGCUGAACAAGUUUGUUGAGGCGGCCGAGAAGUGCUUGGCGGAUUCCGGCGUUCACCGGCCGACGAUGGGGGAUGUGCUGUGGAACCUCGAGUACGCGCUGCAGCUGCAGGAAGCAUGGAUAGGGCAGUCGUACGAGGACGACGACCCAUCUGACAUCGGCAACGCCGGCGAAAUCCAUGUAGAGCACCUCGACAGCUUGCAAAGAAAGGAAAUUCCGUUCGACGUUGAAGUUGUCUCCGUCGAUUUCUCCACCCCGGCGGAGCCGUCGCCUCUGCUCCACGGGAGGUGAGCAAAAGAUCACCAAGAAGAAAUUGUGAUGGAAAAAGGUGACGCCUUGGAUUUGCAUAAGCCUUCCACAGUGUAAAAGAUAUGGUUUUUUUAUGAUGUGAAGUGAAAGCUGUUUACAUUUUAUUUUUUGAUAAUUUGAUAUCUACAACGAUUUUG
Molecule: messenger RNA, 2792 nt
Organism: Dendrobium catenatum
Lineage: Eukaryota; Viridiplantae; Streptophyta; Magnoliopsida; Asparagales; Orchidaceae
Product: probable receptor-like protein kinase At5g61350
Exons: 5
Coding region: 1-2637 (878 amino acids)
Biological process (GO): protein autophosphorylation
Cellular component (GO): plasmodesma; plasma membrane
Molecular function (GO): ATP binding; transmembrane receptor protein tyrosine kinase activity
Source: RefSeq, a predicted model, not a curated record